Messenger RNA from Lactuca virosa, 615 nucleotides. NCBI's taxonomy places the organism in Eukaryota, Viridiplantae, Streptophyta, Magnoliopsida, Asterales, Asteraceae. The record is from the annotation of a GenBank genome assembly.
AUGCUUUAUACCGGAGGUUUACCUUUUAAUCUUGCAAGAAAUCCACACUAUGUCAGGGCUUUUCAGUUUGCUGCUAACAAAAAAAUUGAGGGUUAUGUACCUCCUGGUUAUAAUAAGCUAAGAACAACAUUACUACAAAAAGAAAAAGAUAAUGUUCACAAGCUAUUGGAGCCACUUAGGUCUACAUGGAAAGAAAAAUGUGUAACUAUUGUGAGUGAUGGUUGGAGUGAUCCUACAAGAAAACCUCUAAUCAACUUCAUGGCUACCUCAGCAAAUUGUAAGGUGGCUGGAGAGAUUAUAGAGAGUCAGUUUCCUCACAUCUGUUGGACACCAUGUGUUGUUCAUACGCAUAAUCUUGCUUUGAAGAACAUUUGUUUACCAAGGAAUGUGGAAACAAAUGAACUAACAUAUGAACAGUGCCGCUGGAUAAAAGAAGUUCAUGAAGAGGAGUUUGCAAUAAAAAAUUUCAUCAUGAACCAUAAUAUGAGGCUCUCAAUUUUCACCAAGUUUACUCCUCUUAGGCUGCUUUCUGUUACUGACACUUGCUUUGCCUCCAUCAUUGUGAUGCUUAAGAGAUUGAAACUUAUCAAAAGGGUUCUUCAAGUAUGGUCAUAA